Plectropomus leopardus (leopard coralgrouper) is the source of this 2166-nucleotide messenger RNA. It is a transcript of the gene mfsd2al2, whose product is annotated as major facilitator superfamily domain containing 2a-like 2. The record is from RefSeq and is a predicted model, not a curated record. Lineage: Eukaryota; Metazoa; Chordata; Actinopteri; Perciformes; Serranidae. Gene Ontology annotation, molecular function: symporter activity. Gene Ontology annotation, cellular component: plasma membrane. Gene Ontology annotation, biological process: carbohydrate transport.
AUGAGCUGUCUUAAGAAUUUUACAAAUCAAGUCCAGACAUUAACGAAUCUGAUAUUAAAACAGUCUGUGGACAGAAACUCACGCAGCGACGGUCAGCAGAGGGGGUCGGGGGGGAUUCCUCUGGCCAGGAAGCUGUGUUAUGCUGUAGGAGGGGCCCCAAAUCAGAUGACCGCAGUAGCUAUAGGUGUUUCUCUGCAGAUUUUUCUGCUGGAUGUUGUUCAGAUGGAGGCCUCCUACGUGUCCAUGAUUCUGUUUGUGAGUCGGGCCUGGGAUGCUGUGACCGACCCUCUGGUUGGAUAUCUGGUGAGCUGCAGUCACUGGACACCCAUCGGCAAGCUCACUCCAUGGCUGGUCCUCUCCACUCCAUUUGGUAUCCUGUCCUAUCUGCUGCUGUGGUUUGUGCCACAAGGAUCGAUGUCUCCGGCUCCCGGCGUGCUGUGGUUCCUCACAGCGGCCUGCCUGUUUGAAACACUCAUGAGUUGCUACAACGUUCCCUACCUCUCACUCAACAUGUUCCUGGGGGGAGAUAACAGAGACCGAGACUCUGCCACGGCCUACAGAAUGAGUGCAGAGAUGGUGGCCAUGCUGUUGGCGUCUGUGAUGCAGGGUCAAGUUGUAGCUGUGUACAACACAGAGAAGCAGGAGGCCUGUCAGCAUCUGGACCAUGAAGCAACACCCCAAAGCACAUCCUCACCACAAACUGCACCUCUUCAGGAGACGCAAAAGGCUUUUCUGACCUCAGCUCUGGUCAUGGGAGCUCUGUUUUUCGUCUGCAGUCUGGUUCUCUUCCUCGGGGUGAAGGAGCAGCAGGCCCCUCUCUGCUCUGAUGAUAAAGUACGACCAUCCUAUCUGACCUCACUGAAGAUGCUGAUACGUCACAUACCCUACCAGCGGCUGGUGCUUGGCUUUGUGUUCAGUGUUUUGGCAUUUCAGAUAUCCUUGGGUAAUUUUGCACUCUUUUGCAGCCAUGCAGCUGGGCUGGGAGCCCAGUUCCAGCACCUCCUACUGGUUCUACUGCUCUCUGCCACUGUAGCAGUUCCUCUCUGGCAAACAGUCCUCCUGCGAAUCGGAAAAAAGACCACCGUUUUCAUAGGAUUAUCACUCUUCAUCCCAGCAGUGAUCACAGUGGCCUGUGUUCCCAGUAACCUGCCAGUCUUCAUGAUAAUGUGCAUCCUGAUGGGAUUCAGCGUAGCGACCAUAUUCCUUCUACCCUGGUCUAUGCUUCCAGAUGUGGUGGACGACUUUGCUGCGAGACAUCCGUCCUGCAAAGACCUGGAGCCGCUGUUUUUCUCCUGUUAUGCGUUCUGCAGUAAGCUGGCAGGCGGUCUGUCUGUUGGCAUCUCAACCAUGACUCUGCAGUUUGUGGGCUACAGAGCAGGUGCAUGUAACCAUGGCGAUGGAGUGGUGACGGCUCUUAUUGUGCUGUUCUCACCAGUUCCUAUCACACUUCUGCUGAUUGGGAUGGUCUUUUUUCGUUUCUACCCGAUCGAUGAGAGGCAGUGUUUGCAGCACCAGGAGCAGCUGACCACAGUUCACCCCGAAGCUCCACCAUCCUCGUCAGACCCGAGAGAAAACACAGAGCAGCCGUCGGUUCUGCAGACGUCGGUUCUGCAGCCGUCGGUUCUGCAGCAGUCCUGCAAUGGUGCAACAUCAACUUCACAUCUUAACACAAAGGCCGACAUAAUGUACAAGUCACACUCCUCAUCUGCUUGUUCCAAUCAUGACAGAAAAAGCUCAGUCAAGUCAUCUCUCCAUUUAAAUGUAUCAAAGAGCCUCUCUGGAGAAUACAACAGACCGUCAGUUAUGCAAUCAAAUGUAAGUCGUCAGUGUCAUAAAAAGAGACUGAGACCACACAAACGCUCAGGAAAUGAUCAGCUGGGCAGAAAUGUUCCUCAGAGCAGAAGCUCUUCCUCUAGCAGGUCAAAUGUGAGAUCCAAAGUGUCGUGGGUAUAGUCAGAUGUACCUUAACCCUUUGAAACCUGGAUUUACAGACCCCUUUUCACAAGCUAUUUAACCCUCUGAAACCUGAGAAAAUUGGUUUGAUUUUUUUUGACAACACUGGGAAAGAAAUGACCAACUUGACAAGAAAUAUCCCGCCAAUAACAAGUAAUUCAUAAAAGGUGACAAGAAAAUUACCUAAAAAUUAGUUUUUAAAAAAAGAGGGGA